This is a messenger RNA of Fulmarus glacialis (Northern fulmar), 2162 nucleotides long. RefSeq names its product annexin A6 (gene ANXA6). The coding region runs from base 67 to 2004 and encodes 645 amino acids. Gene Ontology annotation, biological process: neural crest cell migration; plasma membrane repair; growth plate cartilage chondrocyte differentiation. The record is from RefSeq and is a predicted model, not a curated record. Gene Ontology annotation, molecular function: calcium channel activity; calcium-dependent phospholipid binding; phosphatidylserine binding. The transcript is spliced from 23 exons. Lineage: Eukaryota; Metazoa; Chordata; Aves; Procellariiformes; Procellariidae. Gene Ontology annotation, cellular component: focal adhesion; cytoplasm.
AGGGGGUCGGUGAAGGAUUUCCAAGGCUUUGAUGCCAGCCAGGACGCGGAGGCCUUGUACAAUGCCAUGAAGGGAUUUGGCAGUGACAAGGAAACCAUCCUCGACCUCAUCACAUCCAGAAGCAACAAGCAACGAGUGGAGAUCUGCCAAGCCUACAAGUCCCUCUACGGGAAGGACCUCAUCGCAGACCUCAAAUACGAGCUGACGGGGAAGUUUGAGCGGCUGAUCGUGAGCCUGAUGCGGCCCCCAGCUUACAGCGACGCCAAGGAGAUCAAAGAUGCCAUCGGGGGCAUCGGCACGGAUGAGAAGUGCCUCAUUGAGAUCCUUGCCUCCCGCACCAACCAGGAGAUCCACGACCUGGUGGCCGCCUACAAAGACGCCUAUGAGAGAGACCUAGAGGCUGACAUCGUUGGAGACACAUCGGGCCAUUUCAAGAAGAUGCUUGUCGUUCUGCUUCAGGGCACCAGGGAGGAGGAUGACGUGGUGAGUGAGGACCUGGUGGAGCAGGAUGCCAAGGAUCUGCUGGAAGCCGGUGAGCUGAAAUGGGGCACGGACGAGGCCCAGUUCAUCUACAUCCUUGGCCGGCGAAGCAAGCAGCACCUCCGCCUGGUCUUUGAUGAGUACCUGAAGAUUUCUGGGAAGCCGAUCGAGAGGAGCAUCCGGGCAGAGCUCUCUGGUGACUUCGAGAAGCUGAUGCUGGCUGUGGUGAAGUGCAUCAGAAGCACGGCAGAGUAUUUUGCUGAAAGGCUCUACAAGGCCAUGAAGGGGCUGGGCACGAGAGACAACACGCUGAUCCGUAUCAUGGUGUCCCGCAGUGAGAUUGACAUGCUGGACAUCCGGGAGGUGUUCAGGACCAAGUAUGAGAAAUCUCUCUAUAACAUGAUAAAGGAGGACACCUCCGGAGAGUACAAGAAGGCCCUGCUGAAGCUGUGCGGAGGGGAUGAUGAUGCCGCAGGUGAGUUCUUCCCCGAGGCGGCGCAGGUGGCCUAUCGGAUGUGGGAGCUUAGCGCGGUGGCCAAAGUAGAGCUGCGAGGAACCGUGCAGCCCACGGAAGACUUCAAUGACGACGGGGACGCGCAGGUGCUGAGGAAGGCGAUGAAGGGCCUGGGCACGGAUGAAGGGGCCAUCAUCGAGGUGGUGACGCAGAGGAGCAACGCCCAGAGGCAGCAGAUCCUAAAGGCUUACAAGGCUCACUACGGCAGGGGACUGCCAGACCUGAUGGCAGACCUGAAAUCUGAGCUGUCGGGCAGCCUGGCAAAGCUGAUCCUUGGGCUCAUGCUGACACCGCCGCAGUACGACGCCAAGCAGCUGAGGAAGGCUGUGGAGGGGGCCGGCACAGACGAGAGCAUCCUCAUCGAAAUCAUGGCCACGCGGAACAACCAGGAGAUCGCAGCUAUCAACGAGGCAUAUCAGGAAGCCUACCACAGGCGCCUGGAAGACGACCUGAGCUCCGACACAUCGGGACAUUUCAAGAGGAUUCUCGUCUCCCUGGCUCUGGGCAACCGUGAUGAAGGACCAGAGAACCUCACACAGGCGCAUGAAGAUGCCAAGGUAAGAACCGUACUGGCAAAACUUGCUGAUGUCUCCAGCAACGACUCCAGUGACUCCCUGGAGACCCGCUUCCUCAGCAUCCUCUGCACCCGCAGCUACCAUCACCUCCGCAGAGUGUUUCAGGAGUUCAUCAAAAUGACCAACCAUGACGUGGAGCACGCCAUCAGGAAGCGGAUGUCGGGAGAUGUGAGGGACGCCUUCUUGGCCAUCGUCCGGAGCGUGAAGAACAAGCCGGCCUUCUUUGCUGACAAGCUCUACAAGUCCAUGAAGGGUGCCGGCACAGAUGAGAGGACCCUCACCCGGAUCAUGAUUUCCCGGAGUGAGAUCGACCUGUUCAACAUCCGGGGCGAGUUCAUAGACCUGUUUGACAAAUCGCUGCACCACAUGAUCGAGAAGGACACCUCCGGCGACUACUGCAAGGCUCUGCUGGCCCUGUGUGGGGGGGAGGACUAGGCAGCGGCGGGAGCCCACUCUUCGUGUCCUCUUCGUGUCUGAGCCAGAACACGCGCACCCCCCGCCUUGAUGUCACUGCAGCUUCGGGGGCUUCAGGGGACGCUCGGUUCCCUGCAGAGGACAACUCACUUUGCGCUGGAAAGUGGCACCACAUUGCA